AUGACAUCUGAAAGUGGUAAACAACUCCGUGAGCUGGUGGACGGGUGCAAACGGCACGUAAGUGCUUUAAACUUCCACGAGUUCCCGAUGGCUGGCCUUGCGGACAUUCUGGUGGUCAACAUUUUGGCGUCGAAGCUUGACAUCGAGACGAGGAAAGUGUGGGAGACAAGCAUCGAGCACGGCGAGAUUCCGAACUACGCCGACACGGUGAAGUUUCUCACAACCCGGAGUCAAGUUUUGGAACGCAUCGAGCUUGCUGACAACAAGCUGAAGAAGCCUGUCGCAGCAAAGACAACGAAGAUUCCCGCACUGAAGGCAUCGUCCCUGGCGGCGUCGGUCGAGUACCGGUGCGCAUUUUGCGGACAGGAGCACCAGAACCACGAGUGCGGCGAAUAUCUCAAGCUGGAUCCGAAGGAGCGCUACGAGAAGGCGAAGCAAACUGGAGUUUGUUUCAAUUGCUUAAAGAAGGGGCACAUUACGCGUCGCUGCUCCUCGACGAAGACGUGCAAGACCUGCAAGAAGCGGCACCAUUCUACACUACAUCUGAACGAAACGGGUGUCGCUGUCGAGCAGCCACUUGCACGAUCCACGCAGAACUCCACGACGGCUACGCCGAGCGCAGGACCAGCCGGAACGACGGCGGUCACUGCCUCCUGUGUGAUCUACCAACAACGAGCGCUUCUCUGCACGGCGAUUGUGAACAUCCUCGACGACGGUGGCAAGGCCCUGCCCUGCCGCGUACUGCUAGAUUGCGGUUCACAAGUGAAUCUGUGUACGGAGAAGGUCGCGUCGCUACUUCGACUGAAGCGACGAAGUGUGAACGUCGACGUCAAAGGUGUGGAUGGUUCAACGACCAGGGUUACGGCCUUGGUGCACAUCAACGUGCAGUCCCGAGACAACGUCUACACAAGCAGCUUGGAGUGUCUGGUGAUCAACCGUAUUACUGGAACCAUACCUGCGAAGAACAUCGACAUCUCUACCUGGCCGGUACCCGCCGGCCUGCAGCUAGCGGAUCCGGAGUUCUACCGCCCUCAACGGGUGGACAUGCUGAUUGGCGUCGGCCAAUUCUUCGGUCUCCUGAAAACUGGUAAGGUCAAGCUGGCAGAGAGCCUGCCGUUUUUGCAGGAGACAGUGUUCGGAUGGGUAGUCGGUGGCCUGGCCGACUCCACGAGCUGGAAGUACGAAGUGACCCGCUGCAACGUGGCGGUCCAAGACGCUGAGCUGAACGACCUCGUCGAACGGUUCUGGGAAUCCGAGGCGGUGCCGACCGCUUCAAGGAUGUCGUCGGAGGAGACGGCAUGCGAGCAGUGCUACGAGCAGACCCACAGCCGUGACCCGAGCGGUCGCUACGUCGUGAUGCUACCCUUCCGUGGCAACGUGAGUCAACUCGGCGACUCGAAGCAGCACGCACUACAACGCUUCUCGUACCUCGAGAAGAAACUAGCCAAGAACGCGGACCUGAAGGCGGCCUACUGCGCUUUCAUGGAAGAGUACGUGCGCCUCGGCCACUGCCGCGAAAUCGAUCCGUCCAAGGAGGAAGAUGGUGGGUACUACCUGCCCCACCAUGCCAUACUGAAGCCAAGUUCGUCCACCACCAAGUUGCGCACAGUUUUUGACGCCUCGGCACAAACGAGUUCCGGGCUCUCGCUCAACGACACCUUGAUGGUCGGUCCAACCAUUCAAGAUCCGUUAUUCGAUAUCGCCCUUCGAUUCCGGACGUACCCGUACGUGUUUACGGCGGACAUCUCGAAGAUGUACAGAAUGGUUCGUGUGCACCCCGACCACACGAAGUUUCAACGUGUGUUUUGGAGAACGAACCCUUCCGAGUCACUCAAAACGCUCGAACUGUUGACCGUCACUUACGGGACGGCAUCAGCGCCAUACCUGGCGACCCGCACGUUGAAACAGCUCGCCCAAGACGAAGGACAAGCCUACCCUCGCGCUGCCAAUAUUUUGGAGAACGAUUUCUAUAUCGAUGACGCACUUGCGGGUGCUGAUACACUGAAGGAGUUGCUGCUGGCGCGCGACGAACUGGAGGAGCUGCUGGAGAAGGGAGGCUUUGAGCUCCACAAGCGGUGCUCCAAUUCCGCCGAGUUUCUUUACACUAUUCCAGACGAACGACGAGAGAAGCAAGUGUCAUUCGAAUUGAGUGGCGUGAACGAAAUGAUCAAGACUCUCGGCAUAUUGUGGAACCCCACCAGUGACCAACUGCUGUUCCGCGUCGCUCUCACUGACUUGACACAACCGGUUUCCAAACGUCGCAUCCUGUCGGAGGUUGCCAGAUCUUUUGACCCGCUAGGUCUGCAAGCACCGGUUUGUGUCACCGCUAAAUUGAUCCUGCGUCAGUGUUGGCGAAAGAAAGUGUCUUGGGACGAGCAACUGUGCAAGAUGCUUACGGAUCUAUGGAACAAAUUUCGUGGUGGACUGCGAGCACUGAUGGAGGUACAGAUCGAGCGCCGAGUCAUCGUGCCACACAAGGUGGCCCUGGAGCUGCACGCAUUUUCGGAUGCAUCGCUGGAAGCUUACGGCACGUGCGUCUACGUGCGUAACAUCCUGGCGAACAACACAGCAGUAGCCUACUUGCUGUGCAGCAAGUCGCACUUGGCGCCCAAAGAGACGAUCCCGAAACUCGAACUGUGCGGCUUCCGGCUGAUGUCAAGGUUGGUGUCCAGGGUAGUGAAAGCACUCAAGGUGAAAUUCACUCGGAAGGUGCUGUACAGUGACUCGACGAUUGUACUGGGAUGGUUGGCCAAGUCCCCAAGCGAGCUCGAAACGUACGUGGCAAACCGAGUUGCCGAAAUCCACGAGCUUACCCCGAGGGCCGACUACGAGUACAAGUACGUGCGAAGCAGCGCCAACCCCGCAGACCUCGUAUCACGAGGACUCUUCCCGGAAGCACUGAUUGGGAAUCGCUUCUGGUUCCAUGGCGGGUUCCUCGAAGAAAACGACUACCAAGAAGACGAGAUGGCCAUCGUAGUCGAACUACCCGAAGUACGAGUUGCAGCCGUUGUGAUAACCGACGAACAAGAAGAAGACUACAACAGGAUCUUCACACGGUUCAGCUCGUUCCGCAAACUACAACGAGUGCUAGCCUACGUGAUUCGCUUUUGCAACAAGACCCGGAAGCGAUCCACGUACGGAGACAACGAGAAGUACCCAACCAUACCCGAACUACGAUCGUCGCUGCGCUCGAUUGUGUACAUGGUCCAGCAGCAACGAAUGCAGACAGACAUCCAAGAAGUGCUGAAGAAGCAAGGCAAGCCGAACGAGAGGUACACUGGCCGACUACGAAGCUUGAAUCCUUGGGUCGACACCUACGGCAUUCUACGAGUCAACGGACGGAUCAAGUACGCCAACGUGUCGUACGAGCAGCGGUGCCCGGCCAUACUGCCUGCCGAGCAUCCAGUAACGGAGAUCCUGAUUCAAGCUGUCCACGAGGAGAAUCUGCACGUCGGACCGAGCGGAACUCUAUCGGUUCUGCGGCAACGGUACUGGAUCCUGAACGGACGAAACGCGAUCCGCGCAAAGUUGCGGAAGUGCGUACGGUGCUUCAAGGUGGACCCGUCGGAGACCAAACUGUUCAUGGGAGACCUGCCCAGCUACAGAGUGACCCAGGCCUACCCAUUUGAACGAGUUGGCGUUGACUUCGCUGGACCAAUCUACGUACGCAAAGGGCACCCGCGCAAACCAGUGUACUGCAAGGCGUACGUGGCAUUGUUUGUGUGCAUGGUCACGAAGUGCAUCCACAUCGAGCUGGUGUCAAACUUAACGACGGAUGCAUUCAUUGCCGCCCUGCACCGAUUUGUCGCUCGUCGCGGCCUUCCCUCCGACCUGUACGCGCUGCUGACGCAGCAGCUGACGAAGGAUGCGCUUCAAGAGUUUUGCCUGCCCAAGGAAAUUCGCUGGCAUUUUAUCCCACCACGGUCGCCGCACGUAGGAGGUUUGUGGGAAGCCGGCGUGAAGCCGGCGAAGCACCUGAUCAAGCGGAACGCAGGUGAAACGAAGCUGACAGAAGAGGAGUGGUCCACACUACUAACGCAGAUUGAAGGCAUACUUAACUCGCGGCCGUUGGUGCCGCAGACGGCGGACCCUGGUGACCUCAACGUGAUCACGCCCGGUCAUUUGCCGCCCAUUCAACGCGAUCCCGGAGCCGGCGUACGAUCAACUCAAGCCUGGAACGCUGACACGGUGGCAGCACCUGCAGAAGAUGCGAGCUGA
Messenger RNA from Culex pipiens pallens (northern house mosquito), 4218 nucleotides. RefSeq lists its product as uncharacterized. Gene Ontology annotation, molecular function: nucleic acid binding; zinc ion binding. The coding region runs from base 1 to 4218 and encodes 1405 amino acids. Gene Ontology annotation, biological process: DNA integration. The record is from RefSeq and is a predicted model, not a curated record. The transcript is spliced from 2 exons. Lineage: Eukaryota; Metazoa; Arthropoda; Insecta; Diptera; Culicidae.